GUGCGUUCAAGGUCGUUGUGGGGGAAGGAGGUAAUUUGAAUCCUGGGCUGAUUUUAAUCUGUGAAAUGGAGCCUUCAUACAGGAAGAACUGUGUAGUUAUCGAUGACGACUUUCCUGGGUAUUCCGAGAAGUGUUUUAACUUGGCUAGCAAGUAUGAACAAUACAUAGAGAGCAUAAUAGUACCUAACGGUAUGAUCAAGGACAGGCUCGAAAGAAUGUCAAUCGAUAUUUUAGAAACUUUUGAGUUGCUUAAUGCAACUGCUAUAAAUCUCUUGUGCGUUCUUAAAGGCGGGUUCAAGUUUGCAUCCGAUCUAAGUGAAAAAAUACAUAACAGCGCAGUUACACGAAGUAAAAAUAUACCCAUCUUCAUGGACUUCAUCGUUUCCAACACAUACGAAAAUGAUGUCGUAUGUCACGAACCUCAAUUUCAUACUUACACUAACUUGACAUCAUUUAAAAACAAGGAUGUUCUCAUAGUUGAAGAUUUGCUUGACUCAGGCACUACUCUCAGCAGUCUGGUUCCUUAUAUUAAAUCUUUUGAACCUCGUUCUGUUCUUGUUGCUUGAUUAAACAAAUCCAAACAGGUCACAUAUCGCUGCGAAACCAAUCAAAUAAUACUGCCACAAGGACAAGUGAAAAACGAAAGCUUAGACAGGCUAUUAUGAUUUGUUGGUGAAAAGAAGACAAGAUUUUUCCGAGUUCCAACCAGAUUGUAAGUUUAGUUUUAACACGAUUGUUUUAUAUUGAAUACCAGCUCACUUGUUAUGUCCUCAUAGUUUUUUUUGAUAGAUAGGGAAUAUAUCCAUCAUCUGUUUCUUUCAAUAUCUUACAAUAUAUACUUCGCUUGACUCUGGAGAAAGCUAAAGAAGAAUUUUUAAAUAAUAUCACACACCUGUAAAAGAUUACCACUAAUUUGGGCGAAUGUCAGGCGCUUUAACCGGGUUGGUGGACAUGGAGAGUCCACCUAGGGGAGUUGAAAAACCCUGAUUCCAAACCAAUGGUGCACAUGGGCUCCAGUAUCCUGAAUGAACAAAUGGCGUAUGAACCAAUCUUUGGUCACCGGCUACCAUGGGACUGCAUCUCCUUACGUUGCUCCACUGCCUUGUGGAUCAGACCUUCAUGUCGAAGGCUCUGGGUGUGGCCCCUUAAGAAAACCACCUGCUUCGGUUUGGGCACCUGAGUAGUAUCACAGCCCUCAUACAUAUCAAAUGAAAUCUGUGUGGCGCAUAUGUAUUUGGUGCCUUUUUGUACCAAUAUCUAUGUGUUAAAAUAAAUAAAUAAAUACUUAUUUGGGCUAUAACUUCAUCGUAACUCUUCUACACUUCGUCUUCGUACUAUCCUGAGUAUGAUGUUAGCUAGUGUAUAAAUCAGUUUUGGUCCUUUCCUACAUAUCUCAGUCGUUGGUUACUUCAGAUGGAAGUUAAGGUUCUGUAGUCCUGUUAGAUUAUUGGUCUAAUCAAGGAUUUGUCGAUUAUGUUUUAAUUACUUGCUAGCUCCUGGGACUUGGAUGUUAUAUUGUAUCGUGUUAUCUUAAUUCACUAUAUUAUCUCUAAUCAAGCUGCCAAAGUAACUUAAAUACAUGUAGAAAAUUCUCAUUGAGGGUGAAAACUAACUAGUGCUAUCUACUAGUGACUGUUUCUUUUGAACCCUGUAUACCAUAAGUGUUUCACGAAUUAUUCUUCCUCCUGCAAAUCCUGUAGUCGACCUUGAGACUGUGCAAUUGUUACAGUUUUGUCAAGGAGAAAGUAGUAAGAUACAGGACCCUAUCAAUACUAUAAGCAAAAUUCCCAAGAGAUGGAUUUGGUAUCCACCAAAAGGUAACUGUUCCUCAGAGUAGUUCUGGACCGAUAUUUAACUUAAAGAGAGAGAAUGCGAUGACUAAGUGCAUUCAUCGCUUUACUUAAAUAAGUAGGAACUGGACUGGACUCUAACAAAAGUUUAGCUCCAUACAAUAAAAAUAGUUCAUUUUUAAAAACCACAAUGAAUAGAAAAACUGAGUGUGAAUUUUAGAGAUUUCGUAACUUAGUGCAAGUCUCUACUUCAAAGAAUAUGGUAUUUACAAAGUCUGCCAAUCUACAUGAUCUAUGUCGUACUGGUUUUCAGUGGGUAAUUUAUUGUACUGGAGUUCUUCCUGUAUUAUAUGACGGUGAGGUACUAGUUAUUAAUAGAUAUGCGUAGAUUUAAUGGAUUGAACCUUAAUUAUUUUAGAAGCAUUGUUUAGGUGCAGUAAAGCUACUAAAUGAGCGUUACUCUGACUAUUCACAACGUUUUAACACAGAGGAAAUGUUGUUCAGUGAAGUGGAAGGCUUGGUUUAUUUGAAACAGCUGGGUCACUUGUUACACUAGAUAAACUACCAUUCACUGCUACGUGUAAUGCUAGUUAGAUUAGAAGUAGUUCAUAAAGACAGUGACUGAUGAAAUCCAAGUAGAUUCCUAGUGUGUUCUGAUUCCAGCGAUGUCUAAGUUGUAGAUAUUUUAAGUGAUGUCAUCCUAAGUGCCAAUAUUUAAGUUAUUUAAGAUUUCAAAGGACUUGAAAUCAGUCACAAUAACGUACACGGGUUUAUAUUAUUUCCCUUACUUUCCAGAACUUAAACUUAUCCCUUGUAGGAUUUAGUUUGUCCUACAGAUAUUCUGCUAGAAUUGUAAACGAACACACCGGCCAGUAUUGGCAGGUUACAUGCAAUAGGGAUAGUCUACAGACACAUCAGACCAGAUUGACGUGGUGGGCGCUUAAACAACGAUUCGAUUGGUUAGUUAUGGACAUAACUAACGUCCCUUUCAAUCUUUUUUGUCCAUUAAUAAUUAUCAUUCUUGUUCGCUUUCAGUAUCUUCCUCCUCUUAUUGAUUUUCCGUUUGCCCUGUUGUGAAAUGGGAACACUUAGAUUAAUACACAUUUUCGUGCUAAUAUUCAUCAUAUCAUUUAUAUCUGGUAUUGUUACGCUUUCUUUGUAAAAUAGUUCAGGAAAUUUUACUGACGAUCAUAUACUCUACCAGAUAUUGCCUUAAACAAUGCUUACUUAAUUGUUACCCUGUAUAUCACAACCAAGUUGGAAUAUAUAAAGUACAAUUCAUUUUAUUUUAGAUGAUCCGCUGGUUUAUGUAAGUUGGUUGAUAAAGACAUCAUAAAAUGGGAAAGUAGACGGAUUUUAUGCGUUUAGAUCAAUCCAUAUUUGUUUCUAAUUGUUACUGACUUUCUUCCAUAGCGUAUUGUUAUUUGAACUUAAACAAAGACUAACUGAUAUGUGACAUGACGUAAGAAAGAAGUCAAAGACUAUGAAUAAAUAUUCAAUAUGCGUAAAAAAUGGAUAAAAAAGACUUCUGAAUACAUUGAUUUUUAUACGAUUUAUUCACCCACUGAUCUAUAGUCAAAUUUUUCAAUAAUUGGAACUGGAUAGUACUGGACACUAAUUAAUUAGUAUAUGUAUACACAUAAUUUAUAAAUUCACAAAACUAAACUGUUAUCAUUAACUUACUUACGCCUAUCACUCCCAGUGGAUCAUAGACCGCCGACCAGCAUUCUCCAACCCACUCUGUCCUGGGCCUUCCUUCCUAGUACUAUCCAAUUUUUGUUCAUUCUUCUCAUGUCUGUCUCCAUUUUUCGGCAUAAUGUGUUCUUUGAUCUUUCUCUUCUCCUUUGGCCUUAAGGAUUCCAAGUGAGGGCUUUCCUUGUGACGCAGUUGGGUGCUUUUUUCACUAUGUGUCCUAUUCACUUCCAGCGCUUCUUGAUUUCUUCCUUCACUGCAAUCUGAUUUGUUCUCUCCCACAGUAUGUUAUCAUCAACACAUAAAAGUAAUUUUCUGACUAAUAAUAUCUGCACCUUCAUAAUAAGUUUCAAUAUUUCAGUUUUCAUCUAUUGUUAAAUUUCAGCUUUUGUUUAACAUUUUUAACGUAAUCUGCCUAACUGAUGAUAAUUCCAAAAGUUAGUUUAAACUAAGUAAAUACAGGUUUUUAGUCCUUACAAUAAUGAUGUGUACUUAUGGAUUAAAUUACUGAUAUUCAGUUCGGUUCUAAAUUCAAGUAAACGUAAACUAAUUAAUGAAUAAUUAUCUGUAAGUUUAAUUUGUGAUCUAACUGUAGAUGUCAUAGUUUAUGAGGUGUCUUCACCCUAUAGUCCCUUAGUAUAAUUCUCUUAUGUGUCUUUAAUUUCGCCACGGUGACUGAAAUACUUGGUAUUGUUUGUAAUAUGAUUGUUCAUUAAACCCAUUAUUUGGUUAUAAACAAUAAAAGUCAUUUAGCUUAUUUUCAUGCUAUCAGUCGAAUCACUUUCAUACAAUAUGCAUGCUAUGGAUUGUAAUAUAACAAAUCCACUCUUAUUCAUUGAAUUCCAUUGUGUAUGUAGCAUCUUUGGAUUAGAAAGACUUCGUUGAAUAGAUUCAACCGACCUAAUGAUAGCUUUUUUUCCCAUCGUUUUUCUGUAGUUGUUGGUUUUGAAGUUCCAAAUCGGUUCAUUGUUGGAUAUGCUAUCGACUACAAUGAUUUUUUUCGGGAUAUACCACAUAUAUGUUCAAUCAAUGAUGAAGCAAAGAAAAUAUUUGCCAUAUCCAAAUCAGAUAAAUAUGCUAAAUAAAGAUUAUUGAAACAAAGUACACAAUUUGGAAGUUUGCUCUUUUUUUUUAUCUCUUACUUACUACAGUAUUUCCAAUAUAGUUCAACUUUAUUUAGAUACGAGUUGGAGAUUUCUAAAUAGAUUGACUCUAUUUUAUCCACUUAUUCCCUUGUAUACUGUUAGAUUAUUAUUUUUUUCGAAAGAGAUCACUUAUUUUUAUUAUUUUUUUUGUCUCUUAAGUUAUGUAUAUGUAGUAAAAAGCAAAGUGGUUUAAAUAACUGUAAACUUAUAUUAUUGUACAGUAUGCUCAGACACUAUUCAUUUUUGCAAAUGUUAGUUGUGUUUAUGUUUCUAUUUUUUUUAUUGGUUCGUAAAAUAGGUUAGGUUUAUUAGAGUUAUUUGUAGG
This is a messenger RNA of Schistosoma guineensis, 4952 nucleotides long. NCBI's taxonomy places the organism in Eukaryota, Metazoa, Platyhelminthes, Trematoda, Strigeidida, Schistosomatidae. The record is from the annotation of a GenBank genome assembly.